AUGGGCGCCCGCGCUGUCUUCCCCCUGCCGCCCCCAUGGGCGCCCGCGCUGUCUUCCCCCUGCCGCCCCCAUGGGCGCCCGCGCUGUCUUCCCCCUGCCCCCCCCAUGGGCGCCCGCGCCGUCUUCCCCUGCCCCCCCUCAUGGGCGCCCCCGCCGUCUUCCCCCUGCCUCCCCCGAUGCGCGCCCCCGCUUUCUUCCCCCUGCCCCCCCCCCCCCGAUGCGCGCCCGCGCUUUCUUCCCCCUGCCCCCCCCGAUGCGCGCCCGCGCUGUCUUCCCCCUAGCCCCCCGAUGCGCGCCCGCGCUGUCUUCCCCCUAGCCCCCCGAUGCGCGCCCGCGCUGUCUUCCCCCUAUCCCCCCGAUGCGCGCCCGCGCUGUCUUCCCCCUAGCCCCCCGAUGCGCGCCCGCGCUGUCUUCGCCCUAGCCCCCCGAUGCGCGCCCGCGCUGUCUUCGCCCUAG
Messenger RNA from Schistocerca nitens (vagrant locust), 456 nucleotides. RefSeq names its product late cornified envelope-like proline-rich protein 1. The record is from RefSeq and is a predicted model, not a curated record. Bases 1 to 456 code for a protein of 151 amino acids. The transcript has a single exon. Lineage: Eukaryota; Metazoa; Arthropoda; Insecta; Orthoptera; Acrididae.